AUGCAGCCAAAGAAGAUCGAGGCAUACAUUGACAUCGUGUCAGCCUACAGUUAUUAUGCUUUCUCCUAUCUGCGAAAGAACAGUGCGGCGCUGAAGUCCGCCGGCGUUGAGGUUGAGUUCAUUCCUGUGUUUCUCGGCGGCAUCAAUGUCUCCAGUGGGAACAAGCCCCCUUGGACUCUCCCAGCGAAGGCUGCGUAUUCUCGAUAUGAUGGGCAAAGAGCUCAGAAGUAUUUCGGAUUGAAAUUCAAUGUCCCAGGCUUCUUUCCGAUUGUGUCACUCUUGCCGCAAAGAUGCCUUGCGUAUGUGAAAAAGGCGCACCCAGACAAGCUCGAGCCACUUUUUGAUAUCUUCUUCCAAGCUAUGUGGGUUCAUCACCAUGACCUAUCCAAGCCAAACAGCACGAAGACUGCGCUGCUCAAGGUUUUCACCGGGGAGCAAGUGGCAGAAAUCAUGGCAGCUGCGGAGACCGACGAAAUCAAGAAGACUCUCAGUGCGACCACUUUGCGCGUCUCUCAGGACCUUGGUGCGUUCGGUUGUCCCUGGUUCUGGGUACACGAUGGGAAGGGCCAUGCGGAGCCAUUCUUUGGCAGUGACAGGUUUCACUUCAUGUGGGAUUACUUGGAGAUUCCCCACACUGACUUGGAACUCGUCGGCCCUGUCCCCGGCAAGUUGUGA
Messenger RNA from Emericellopsis atlantica, 675 nucleotides. Its product is annotated as DSBA family oxidoreductase. Lineage: Eukaryota; Fungi; Ascomycota; Sordariomycetes; Hypocreales; Bionectriaceae. The coding region runs from base 1 to 675 and encodes 224 amino acids. Gene Ontology annotation, molecular function: glutathione peroxidase activity; glutathione transferase activity. Gene Ontology annotation, cellular component: mitochondrion; peroxisome. The transcript is spliced from 5 exons. The record is from RefSeq and is a predicted model, not a curated record. Gene Ontology annotation, biological process: glutathione metabolic process.